AUGGGUCUCGUCGACGCUCCCAACAAGGUUCCUCAGAACCAGCGCUUCUACCAGCAGGCCUACAAGGCUCACACCCGCCUUUGGCAGAUUGGCAGCCGUAGCCGCUGGAUGAUGACCCCCUACACUAUCCUCCUCUGGGGCUCCCUUGGCGCUACUCUGUGGUGCAGCGGACGCAAGAUCAUGGGCUACAACACCUGGUUCACCAAGGAUUAA
Molecule: messenger RNA, 213 nt
Organism: Emericellopsis cladophorae
Lineage: Eukaryota; Fungi; Ascomycota; Sordariomycetes; Hypocreales; Bionectriaceae
Exons: 4
Coding region: 1-213 (70 amino acids)
Source: RefSeq, a predicted model, not a curated record